CUAAUGAAAAGAAGAAAAUGGCGAUGUGGGUAUUUGGGUACGGCUCUCUUAUUUGGAAAGCCGGGUUUAACUAUGAUGAUAGUCUUGUUGGCUUCAUCAAAGAUUAUCGCCGUCUCUUCUACCAAGGGAGUACUGACCACAUAGGGGCGCCUGAGUAUCCAGGCAGGACCGUCACACUGGAGCCUGCUAAUGGGGAAGUCUUUUGGGGAGCUGCGUACAAGAUAUCCAAGAAAGAAGAUAAAGAAAAUGCGUUAGAAGUGAGGGACAAGCAGUAUGACACGAAAGCUUAUUUUGAUUUCUUCAUUGAUCCUACGGCUACAACUCUAGCCAUUCCUGGGGUAAUGGUGCACAUAGCAUCUCCAGACAAGAAGCUUAAUAAGAACUAUUUGGGGCCUGCUUCUCUUGAAGAGAUUGCCAAACAAAUUAUUCAUGCUGAAGGCCACUCAGGCCCAAACAGAGACUACCUUAGCCAACUAGAAAAGACUCUUCUUCAACUUGGAUGUAAAGAUAAACAUGUAAUGGAUCUUGCAAAUGAAGUGAGGCGCAUUCUCUGA
Messenger RNA from Theobroma umbraticum, 554 nucleotides. Lineage: Eukaryota; Viridiplantae; Streptophyta; Magnoliopsida; Malvales; Malvaceae. The record is from RefSeq and is a predicted model, not a curated record.